AUGGGAAUUUUGGGUCCAUUGAUGCAGAUCAUGCUGCUGCUAUGCGAUACACUGAAUGGAGACUUGAUGCGAGUGACUCCACUUGCAGGGGCAGUGUUGUUAGCUGAUCUUGACCAAGAUACGGUUGAUUUUGUGCCCAACUUUGAUAACUCACAAAAGAAACCAACUGUGUUGCCAGCUCGUCAUAAUCUACCUCCUCAUAAUCUUGGGGAGUUGGUGGAUGUGCUUUGCGCAUUAAUCCACAAUCCAGAAGCAACGCUACAAGAACUGCUGGAAUACAUGCCUGCACCUGAUUUUCCAACUGGAGGUCCUAUAGUAUGGUGA
Molecule: messenger RNA, 324 nt
Organism: Eruca vesicaria subsp. sativa (arugula)
Lineage: Eukaryota; Viridiplantae; Streptophyta; Magnoliopsida; Brassicales; Brassicaceae
Source: the annotation of a GenBank genome assembly